CGCCCCGCCCCAUCUUGCUAUUGGCUACUGUACCUCCUGCCCCGGCCCUGUGCCCUCCAUCGGCCUCUCAUUGACUACUGUAAGUGUCACUCGAAGGGACGGGGCAGGAUGAGCCUGGGAUAGUACUCGCCUCUCCUCGCCUCUGAUUGGCCACUGCCACUGCCACUCUUCGGGGGUUGGCCGAGUGCAAGUCAUGCCUCGUGUCCGUUGGCCCUCGCGGCUGCCAGUCAGAGGUUUUUGCGCGCUGAUUGGCCGGCGGCUCCAGCUGGUCCAGAUUCAUUCACCAUUUUGUCUGUUGGAGUAAAAGGGGCUCGGAGGGGCCGAGAGGGGCUCGGGCUGGACCAUCCUGUGGUGCAGGGGGGACCGGGCUGUACCAACCCCCUGGAUAGGGGGUAGGGCACUACUCGGCUCCCUCUCGGACGGGGGGCCAAACAGGUCCUGUGUGUCCACCCGGCCUGGAGGCUGGAAGAUGAAACCCGCGAGGAAGGCUGCCAGCUCCUCCUCUUCCUCCUCAUCCAGCAGCAACAGCCGCUCUCCCCCGUCCACCCGGGCCAAGACCCAGAAGCGCAGGACGUCUGAGGGGGGGCCCAAGUCGGCAGGGGAGGAGGAGGGGGUCGGGGGAGGCGGAGAGGAAAGCCCUGCCCAGCCCCUGCCCUUGCCGGGCCCCCAUCUCAUGCCAGUGAAGAUGGAUCCCGGCUCGCAAGAGCUGCCUGGGCAGCAGAGUGACCCCUAUGAGCCGCCCGACGGGGAGCCGGGGUGCGACGACCCCCCAGGGGAGCCCCCUUUGAGCCGCAAGACGGCCACCUUCAAAUCCCGAGCCCCCCGCAAGAACCCAGCGGCCGGGGAUGAGUGGAGCGGCUCCGAGGGCUCCGGGGCGCCAGGCGAGGAGGGCACCGGGCACUGCCCCUCCUCCAGCACCGACACGGCCAGCGAGCACUCGGCCGACGAGGAUGCCAAGGGAGCUGGGGGGGAGUUGUGGGGCACGGCCCCCGGCCCCAGCGACUAUGACCUGCGGCUGCUGCGUUCGCAGCGGGUCCUGGCCCGGCGCCAGGGCAUCUUCCAGCCGGCCGUGGUCAAGCAUGUCCGGCGUGGCCAGGACCUGGGAGUUCAGUUCACCGGCGACCGGGCCAUCACCUACUACGAGGGGGCGCUGGGCUCGGGGGCCCUGGACGUGGUCCUGGACACCACGCCCCUUGCGGGCGCUGUGGCAGUGGGGGCCCGCGUCUGCGUCUGCUUGGCCCCUGAGGAGACGGCCUACUACGAGGGCACCGUGCUGGAGGUGAGCCUGAAGCCGGCCUCCUACAAGGUGCAUUUCACCGGCCCUAGCCCGGUCCCCCGCAAGGACACGGUGUGGGUGCCACGCUCUGGCCUGCGUCUGUUGCGCCCGCCGUGGAGCCUGGCUGUCGCCGCGCCCCCCAAGCCAGAGGAGGAGGAGCCCCCCUGCCCUGAGCCCAAGCAGCCAGAGGACGCUGAGGUCUCCAAGAUCAGUGCUGGCGUGCGGGGGGCUGGGGAGGAGAAGCCCCCGGCCGCUGCCCCGCAGCUGUUGUCACCCCCCAAGUCCCCGGCCUUUGCCCGCCUGCCGGAGCAGGCCUCUCCGCUGCUGAGCCCCGAGGCGGGCGGCAGCCGCAGCAGCAGCGUGGUGUCGGUGGAGAAGUGCAGCACGCCGGGCUCGGCGCGCUCCCGCACACCCCUGACGGCCGCCCAGCAGAAGUACAAGAAGGGGGACGUGGUCUGCACCCCCAACGGGAUCCGUAAGAAGUUCAACGGCAAACAGUGGCGCCGGCUCUGCUCCCGCGAGGGCUGCAUGAAGGAGUCCCAGCGGCGCGGCUACUGCUCCCGCCACCUCUCCAUGCGUACCAAGGAGCUGGAGAGCCUGUCGGAGGGCCGGGCCAGCGGGCUGCGGGAGGGCAGCGCCGAGUUCGACUGGGAUGAGACGUCCCGCGACAGCGAGGCCAGCAGCGCCCGUGGCGACUCCCGCCCCCGCCUGGUGGCACCGGCCGACCUGUCCCGCUUCGAGUUCGACGAGUGCGAGGCAGCCGUCAUGCUGGUGUCGCUGGGCAGCUCGCGCUCAGGCACCCCGUCCUUCUCGCCCGUCUCCACCCAGUCGCCCUUCUCACCUGCCCCCUCGCCAUCCCCCUCACCCCUCUUCGGCUUCCGGCCCGCCAACUUCAGCCCCAUCAACGCCUCGCCUGUCAUCCAGCGGGUGGCCGCCCGCAGCCGCCACGUCAGCGCCAGCACGCCCAAGGGGGCAGGGGGUGGAGUGCUGAGCCCCGAGAUGCUGCACCACGCCCCUCACCGGGAGCGGCACUCCUCGGGCAUCGUGCCCACCUUCCAGACCAACCUGACCUUCACCGUGCCCAUGAGCCCCGGCAAGCGCAAGGCGGAGGCACCCCAUGGCGGGCCGGGUGGGGGCGCCGACUUCCAGAAGAGUGACAGCCUGGACUCAGGGGUGGAGUCGGUCUCCCACACCCCCACCCCCUCCACGCCUGCCGGCUUCCGGGCCGUCUCGCCCCCCGGCCCUGGGCCUUUCUCCCGCUCCCAGCAGGCCUCACCGCUGCUGCUACUCUCUUCGCCAGCAGGGCUGACCUCCGACCCCAGCCCCACGGUGCGCCGGGUGCCAGCUGUGCAGCGGGACUCACCCGUCAUCGUCCGCAACCCCGAUGUGCCGCUGCCCUCCAAGUUCACAGAGAAGCCACGGGAGGGGCGGGCCGGCAGCCCUCGGCUGGGCAAGGUGGGCACCAAAGAACAGCUGCAGGUGCCGGUGCCCAUCAAUAUGGGGCGGGCGCUGCCCUGCAGCCAGCCUAGCGCCGUCCCGGCCCCAGAACAGGCGCCCCCCGUCUUCAGUGUCUCCUCCCCCUUCCAGCCGGUCGCCUUCCACCCCUCCCCGGCCGCCCUGCUGCCUGUCAUUGUGCCUAACGACUACUCCGGCCCGCCGGCCCCCAAGAAAGAGAUCAUCAUGGGCCGGCCUGGCACAGUCUGGACCAACGUGGAGCCGCGCUCUGUGGCCGUGUUCCCGUGGCACUCCCUUGUGCCCUUCCUGGCCCCCAGCCAGCCGGACUCCUCCCUCCAGCCCAGCGAGGGGCAGCAGCCUGUCAAUCACCCCCCGGUGUCCAAUCAGAACAAAGAGCCUCCAGAAUCAGCGGCCAUUGCCCAUGACCUCCCGGGGGCGGUGGCGGGGGCUGAGCUGGGGGCUUCCCGCCCCAACAGUCCAGCCUCAGCCCCCCAGGCCACGGCAGCGGUUGGAGGGGGAGAGGGCCCCUCCCAGCUCGAGGACGAGGCCCUGGGACCCCCAAGGCUGGACAGCGAGACAGAGAGUGACCACGAUGACCCGUUCCUGUCGAUCGUGUCCCCCGAGAUCCAGCUCCCUCUGCAGCCUGGGAAGCGCCGGACACAGUCGCUGAGUGCCCUGCCCAAGGACCGAGACUCCUCCUCCGAGAAGGAUGGGCGCAGCCCCAACAAGCGGGAGAAGGACCAUAUCCGGCGGCCCAUGAACGCCUUCAUGAUCUUCAGCAAGCGGCACCGGGCACUGGUGCACCAGCGGCACCCGAACCAGGACAACCGCACCGUGAGCAAGAUCCUGGGCGAGUGGUGGUACGCGCUGGGACCCAAGGAGAAGCAGAAGUACCAUGACCUGGCCUUCCAGGUGAAGGAGGCACACUUCAAGGCGCAUCCCGACUGGAAGUGGUGUAACAAGGACCGGAAGAAGUCGAGCUCGGACGCCAAGCCCUCGGCACCGGGGCCUGGCGGGGGCCCCAAGGAGGCGCGGGAGCGAAGCAUGUCGGAGACAGGCACGGCUGCUGUGCUGGGAGCCUCCUCGGAGAUCCCGGCGCUGGCAGGGCCAGAGGGCAAGGCAGGGGCCACAGGGCACGUGCCUGGGGAGCGGCUGAUCCACGUGCAGGGGGCUGGGGCGCAGCGGCCCCGGGCCUUCUCCCACAGUGGGGUGCACGGGCUGGAUGCCGGAGAGCGGGACAGCCAGGCGCUGCAGGAGCUCACGCAGGUCUGUUCCGGCCCGUCGCCCUGCCCCGCUGGGAAGGGGCAGCAGGGGGGGCCGGGCCCCUCGGGGGCCCCAUUCGCAGCACCAGCUGACGGCCCCCGGCCCCCCCUGCUGCCGCCGGCGCCCCCCCCUGCCCGCUGCCAGCGCCUGGCCAGCGAGGACAUGACGAGCGACGAGGAACGCAUGGUCAUCUGCGAGGAGGAGGGGGACGAUGAUGUCAUCGCAGACGACGGGUUCAACCCGCCCGACAUCGACCUGAAGUGCAAGGAGCGAGUGACAGACAGUGAGAGCGAGAUCUCCUCGGGCGAGGAGCCCGACGGCCAGGGCUUUGGGCGGAAGCUCUUCUCCCCGGUGAUCCGCUCCCCACCACUGCCACCCUCCUCGGGUGCCUUCGCUCCCUGCCGCCCACCAGCCCCCCCUGAGCUAGACCUGCCCCACGGCCCCGCCCAGCCCUACAGCCCCUUCCCGCUGGCGCUUGGCCCUUUCAAGGCCCAGGACUCACGGGGGCCCCGGCCCCCCGCCCCUCCGCCUGCCAAACGCCCUGAGCCAGCCACCCCCUACCGCCGGAAGCGGGCUGACAGCGCCGGGGGGGCUGAGCCGGGCGCCGCUGGGCCCUCGGUCAUCUCCUCCCCGGGGGGGGUGCUGCAGGCGCUGGUGCUGCCGGAGCCGGGGCGCCUGUCUGCGGGCACCGUGCUGGUGCCCGCCCCCUCGCUCAGCAGCUGCGGGGGGGCGCCGGGCCUGGCGCGCACCGCCUCCACCGUGGUCACCAACGUGGUGAAGCCGGUCAGUAGCACCCCUGUGCCCAUCGCCAGCAAGCCCUUCCCCCGGGGGGCGGGCGAGGGCGGGCCCCUGCUCAGUCCCCCGCCCCUGGAGCCAGCCCCGCCGCCCCUGGCCGUGCUGGGGGGUGCCAAGCCGGAGGCCGUGUCUGUGGGUCGCAUCGGCCUGCUCUACGCCGACAAGAAGCCCCCGCCUGCCGCCAGCCAGGCCCCGUCCCCCCACGUGGUGGUCGGGCCGAUGAGCAAGGUCCCAGCGGCCCCGGGAAACAUGGUGACCAACCUGCUGGUGGGGCAGGCAGGGGGCACGGCGUCCGGGCCGGCUCCCGUGACCGUGUUGCCGCCACAGCCCUCGGUGCAAUUCAUUACCCAGAACCCCCCGGGGGCCGGCCCCAAUGGGCCGGUGCCCCUGGGCAUCCUGCAGCCCCAAGGCCUCCUGUCGGGGGCGCCAGGCAAGGCUGGGGGCAUCACCCAGGUGCAAUACAUCCUGCCCACCCUGCCCCAGCAGCUGCAGGUGGCUGGGGGCAAGGGGUCAGGGGCUGGAACCGCCAGCAUCCACUUCACCCUGCCCCCCACCAGCAGCAAGGUCCUCGCCACCGCGCCCCACGGCCUGCCCAUCCUCCAGCCCGGGCCCGGCAGCGCCAGCACCGCCGUCACCGUCGUCUCCACCGCGCCCAAAGCCCAGUCGGUGUCUCCGGUGCAGGCCCCGGGCCCCGGCGGCUCGGCCCACCUGGUGCAGGGGAAGGUGCUGGUGCCUGUGGCAGCCCCCCAGGUGACGGUGCGGUCCGGGGGUGGGGCCGGCCCGAUGGCCCAGGUGGCGCCGCCCUUCGGCGUGCCCCUGCAGAACGGAUCCCAGCCCGCCAGCAAGAUCAUCCAGCUGACGCCACUGACCCCCGCGCCGAACAGCGCUGCCCUAGCGCCCCCCCUGAGCCCCGCCACGGCCCUCGUGGGACCCCACAGCCAGGCCCAGAAGGUGCUGCUGCCCUCCUCCACCAGGAUCACCUAUGUGCAGUCCACAGGCGGGCACCAGCUGGCCCUGGGCACCUCGGCCUCCCCCUCGCAGGCUGCCGCCACCCCUGCCGCCACCUAUGUGCAGGCCCCUGUGGGGCCGGCCCCCAUGGCCCUGGGCUUCACGGCCAUCGGGCCCAGCGGGCCGGCCAUUGUGCAGCCGCUGCUCUCGGGGCCCCUCGCCUUCCCCCCAGGGCCUGCCCGGCCCCCCCGCCCCCCACCGAAGCCCCCCCAGAAGGUGAAGGCUGCCAUCGCCAGCAUCCCUGUGGGCUCCUACGAGUCGGCCCCGUCACCGGGCCCCACUCGGCCUCUGGGGGGGCAGCAGACGGAGCCCGGAGGGCCCCCCCGCAUCCCCCGGGAGCUGGAGAGCCCCAGGGAGCCUCCAGAGCCGCCUGCCUCCUCCUCCCCGCCCCAGACCCCUCAGCCCAGGCCAGCUCCAGAGCCAGAGAACUGGGAUGGGCACCCCCCCUCGCCCAUGCCCCCCCAGCACCCAUCGCCUGAGGCUGAGAGUGGUGAGGGCUGGAGCCAGCGGGAGGCAGCACCGGGGCCCAGUGAGGAACGAACACCCAGAGAGCCGGCAAGUGCCCCUGGAGCUGCCCUGGGGGCAAAGGGGCCCGAGACGACCCCCCGGGGGCCUGUGUCUCCUGACUGGAGGGUCCCGGGUCCUGAGAGCCGCCCUGAAGCCCCAGCUCCCCCGGCUGGCCCCUCCUCGUCGUCUGCACUCAGCCCCACCCCUGCUGGCUCUGGGGAUGGGUCCCGGGGGGCAGGUCCCACUCCCAGUGUGCCUGAGGGCCCAGAGCGCAAGGAGGGGGCGGGCGGCAAGAAGGUGAAGGUCCGGCCUCCGCCGCUGAAGAAAACCUUCGACUUGGUGGACAACAGGGUUCUGUCCGAGGUGGAUUUCGAGGAGCGAUUCGCCGAGCUGCCCGAGUUCAAGCCCGAGGAGGUUCUGCCCUCGCCCACGCUGCAGUCCCUGGCCACCUCGCCCCGCGCCAUCCUGGGCAGCUACCGCAAGAAACGCAAGAACUCCACCGACCUGGACUCCUCCACCGAGGACCCCAUCUCGCCCAAGCGGAAGAUGCGGCGCCGCUCGAGCUGCAGCUCAGAGCCCAACACGCCCAAGAGCGCCAAGUGCGAGGGCGACAUCUUCACCUUCGACAAAACAGGCACGGAGGCGGAGGAUGUGCUGGGGGAGCUGGAGUACGAGAAGGUCCCGUAUUCGUCGCUGCGCCGGACCCUGGACCAGAGGCGGGCGCUGGUCAUGCAGCUCUUCCAGGACCACGGCUUCUUCCCCUCAGCCCAGGCCACGGCCGCAUUCCAGGCCCGCUACUCCGACAUCUUCCCCACCAAGGUCUGCCUGCAGCUGAAGAUCCGCGAGGUGCGGCAGAAAAUCAUGCAGUCGGCCACCCCCACAGAGCAAGCACCCAGCACACCCGAGCCGGGGGGCCCGGGCAGUGGCAGUGCCGCGGAGGGGCAGCCCCCAGAGCCUGUGCCCCCCCAGGACUCGGACCCAGGGGCGGAGGCUGGUGGCAGCACCAGCUGGGACAAUAGCCAGAUGUCUCCCCCGGGGGGUGCCGCAGGCAGCAGCAGAUGAAGGGCCUUGAGCGGCACGGCUGGAAGCAAAGCAUUCUGGGAGCUUCGCCCGCCUUCCUGCUACACCCUGGCCUGACUGGCUCCCCCAGGAUGGUCCACUCCGCCAUGGACUGCAGCGCCCCCCUGCACGGAUGGUCUGUUCCACCACGGGCACCAGCGUCUGCCCCCCACAGCCAGGAUGGUCUGCUCUGCCACAGGCACCAGCGCUUGCCCGCUCCUCAGCCGAGAUGGUCUGCUCCACCAUGGGCACCAGCACCUGCCCGCCCCUCAGCCGGGAUGGUCUGCUCCGCCAUGGGCACCAGUGCCUGCCCCCUACAGCCAGGGUGGUCUGCUCUGCCACGGGCACCAGCGCCUGCCCGCCUCUCAGCCAGGAUGGUCUGCUCCGCUAUGGGCACCAUUGCCUGCUCCCCCCAGCCAGGAUGGUCUGCUCCCCCAUGGGCAUCAGCGUCUGCCUCCCCCAGCCAGGAUGGUCUGCUCCGCCACGGGUACCAGCACCUGCACCUCCCCACCCCCUCAGCCAGGAUGGUCUGCUCCGCCAUGGGCACCAGCACCUGCCCCCCACAGCCAGGAUGGUCUGCUCCACCACAGGUGCUCCUGCUUCCCCCUCUGCCCCCAGCUGGGAUGGUCUGCUCCGCUAUACCAGUGGCUCUCCCCAUCCCCAUGGUGGCACCCAGACCCACCCAUUGCAGGCUACUGGCCCCGCCUCUGUCACCGUGGGAACUGCGGGGGGGACAUGAACACCUGCAAAGUGACGACUUUUAAUAAUGUUAAAUAUUUUGAGACCUGA
Gopherus evgoodei (Goodes thornscrub tortoise) is the source of this 8152-nucleotide messenger RNA. RefSeq names its product capicua transcriptional repressor (gene CIC). The coding region runs from base 470 to 7366 and encodes 2298 amino acids. Gene Ontology annotation, biological process: regulation of transcription by RNA polymerase II. NCBI's taxonomy places the organism in Eukaryota, Metazoa, Chordata, Testudines, Testudinidae. The transcript has 20 exons. Gene Ontology annotation, molecular function: DNA-binding transcription factor activity, RNA polymerase II-specific; RNA polymerase II transcription regulatory region sequence-specific DNA binding. The record is from RefSeq and is a predicted model, not a curated record. Gene Ontology annotation, cellular component: nucleus.